CGAAAAGUCUCGGCAUGAAACUCGCUACCAAAAGUGAAAGUCUGAAUUUUAUCUAAAGUUUUUCUCUCUCCUGCAGUUUUUCUACUCGAUAAACGAUUCUACACUGUAAAAUGGAGGACAGCAGCGCUGUGUUCAAAGUUCUGCUAUUUCUCACGUUUUCUCUUCAUCUUUCAUCAGCAGACACACACUCUCUGCAGUACCUCCACACACUCAUCACACCAGGAAUAAAUUUUACUGCUGUUGGUCUGCUGGAUGGAGAGCAGUGUGUGUCUUAUGACUGUAAGACCAAAGAGAUGAUCCCAAAGAUACAGUGGAUACAGAAGAUCAGUGUGGAUGAACCACAUUACUGGAACAUACAGACACUGCUUGUGAAGAAUCAUCAGGAGCACCUCCACAACAUUGUGGAUACAGUAAUGAGGAACUUAAAUCAAAAUGAAGGAGUCCACACACUCCAGAGGAUGUACAGCUGUGAGCUCCAUGAUGACAGCACUACUAGAGGAUAUGAUCAGUACGCUUAUGAUGGAGAAGAUUUCAUCAGUCUGGAUCUGAACACUGGAACCUGGACUGCAGAUAAUGAUAAAGCUGUGAUCUUUAUAAAGCAGUGGGAUCCUACAGGAGAUGAAGCUCAAUACUGGAAGGACUAUUUGAAGAACAGCUGUAUUGAUCAGUUAAAGAAGUUUGUGUCUUAUGGCAGAGAGACUCUAAAGAAGAAAGUUCCUCCUACAGCAUCAGUGUUCCAGAAACACUCGCCUUCUCCAGAGGUGGUGUGUCACGCUACAGGUUUCUUCCCCAAAGCAGUGAAUAUCACCUGGAGGAAGGACGGAGAGGACGUGAACGAGGACGUGGAGCUCAGAGAGACGUUACCCAACCAGGAUGGAAGCUUCCAGAAGAGAAGCAUUCUGAAAGUCCCAGCUGAGGAUCUGCAGAAACACACCUACACCUGCGUGAUUCAGCACAGCAGCUUGAAGGAGGAGUUAGUGCUGAAUGUGAACGAGCAGCAAAUCACAAAAGGUGAAGGAUCAGAUGGAUGGAAGACUGGUGUCAUUGUUGCUGUAGUCAUAGUUGCUGUUCUUGUUCCUGGAGUAGUCUUCUGGAAGAAGAAAAAGGGGUCUGGUGAGCAAAGUCCCCAAGUUCAUACUGGAGCUCAGUUACAGCCCUUAAAUGUGUUAAAUCUUACAUACAGCACAGUGAACCAGGGAAGACUUCAGUUUGGACCAAGGCCAAAAUGACAAACAGAAACACUAACUAGGAACAAGUUCUGGAAAUCUGGAAAGAGGUACCAAAGCAUUCGGACCCGUACAACCAGACUGUUAAACAGCUUCUUCCCUCAGACAAUCAGGUAUCUCAACAGAGAACUGAGCUGAGCUGGACACACAAACACGCACACACACCCACCAUACAACCAAGAUCUGACCUCAACAGAAGAUGAACUGUGCUGGACAAGGACACACACACACACACACACAUACAUGUUUACAUUCACUUUACAUUUUAUAUUGAUCUUGUUUACAUGUGUCACUUUACAUUUUAUAUUGAUCUUGUUUACAUUUCACUUUACAUUUUAUAUUGAUCUUGUUUACAUGUGUCACUUUAAUAUUUCCACUCACUGUCUACACUGUCUACAUGUUAACUUUAAUACUUGCACUCACUUGACAGGAUGACUUGUCUUGUCUUGUCAUCCUGUGCACUUCUGUUGUAUGUCUAGUUUUUAUUGCACCUUAAGUAUAGUUUAGUUUUUAUCUCUAUGUUUAGCUCUGUUUGUCUGUGUCACUGUACUUUAUCUGUGUUAUGUGUAGCACCUCUGGUCUAGGAGGAACGUUGUUUCACUUCACUAUGUACUGCGUCAGAUAUAUGUGGUUGAAAUGACAAUAAAAGCUUCUUGAAUC
Molecule: messenger RNA, 1886 nt
Organism: Hemibagrus wyckioides
Lineage: Eukaryota; Metazoa; Chordata; Actinopteri; Siluriformes; Bagridae
Product: H-2 class I histocompatibility antigen, Q9 alpha chain-like
Exons: 6
Coding region: 111-1229 (372 amino acids)
Biological process (GO): immune response
Cellular component (GO): external side of plasma membrane
Source: RefSeq, a predicted model, not a curated record